GUGUGUGUGUGUGUGUGUGUUCAGGAGCAGGAGCCUCUGCUUUAGACAGUGAUGGCUUGGGAGAGUCUGUGGAGGUGUCACUUCACACCUCUGUGGCCUGGCCUGGACUUAUAAACCAGAGGGACAGAGCUGAGCAGCACUCACAGCCUCCCAGUCCUCCCAGUCUGACCACUGAGUCCCUCCUCACAACAUGGAUACCUCCUCAGUCCCUUUGCUCGACUACAGCCUGCAGUACCAGUGGUGCUCUGACUCUGAUCUCUCCAGCAUCUCCUCCCCAGAAACUCUCUCCCCAGUCCCGUCCAUGGAUUCCAGCCUCUCCCCGUCCUACCAGCAGCCAGUGGAGUCCACUCUCAAGGCGGCUAAGACUGGAUACUCCCAAAGCCUUAAACCCUCGGCCCAGUCCCCGUCGAGAUCCAUCAGGAAACCGGGCCGAGCCAGGAUGCCUCGGAUCCGCAGCAAGCAGAGGGAGAGCGCCAGCGAAAAGGAGAAGUUGAGGAUGAGGGAUCUGACCAAGGCUCUGCAUCACCUCAGGACCUAUCUGCCUCCCUCGGUGGCCCCGGCAGGACAAACACUCACCAAAAUCGAGACACUGCGCCUCACCAUCCGUUACAUCUCCUACCUGUCAGCCCAGUUGGGCCUCAGUGAGGAGGUGCUGUUCCAGAGGAGGGAGCAAGGAGACAGAUCCACCAGUGACGCCUCCUCACCAGACAUCCUCAGCUACUUCCAGCAUGGCUCCACAGGAGGCCAGUGGGCUCAGUCGCUGAGCCACAACCAUGGCCAGUACCAGGCCCAGUGUCAGAGCCAGCCUGCCUCACUGCAUUCUGGGAGCUGUAGUUUUGGAGUAGACCUGCGCCAGUACAGUGGACAGUAUAGUGAGGCUUCUCAGGGAGACAUCCUUACUGCCAGCAUGGAUACCAUCCUGCAGUCUCCUCCGGCAACACACCCCUCCUCCUGUCAGAUGUAUGGCAAAGACUUCUGCACCCCGCUGGUUCCAAGGGAAUAUUGGGGUUAAACUCUCCAUCCUUUCCAUCGUACCAUCAUCAGCCAACAUCAGCCAGCCAGAUCCAAACUAGUUCACUGUUUUACUGCCUCACUGUGAAUUGAAGUAAUUUAUUUGAAAUAUAUGUCUUAUUUUCAGUGUUAUUUAUUUUGUCUCAUGAAAUGUUUCAUGUAAAUAGUGAUAUAUAUCUAUUAACUAUUUUUGUAAUUUUUAAUACCACUAUUUAUAAUAAAAUUGUAAAAAGUUU
Molecule: messenger RNA, 1247 nt
Organism: Myripristis murdjan (pinecone soldierfish)
Lineage: Eukaryota; Metazoa; Chordata; Actinopteri; Holocentriformes; Holocentridae
Product: mesogenin-1-like
Exons: 2
Coding region: 191-1012 (273 amino acids)
Biological process (GO): heart morphogenesis; mesoderm formation; regulation of transcription by RNA polymerase II
Cellular component (GO): nucleus
Molecular function (GO): DNA-binding transcription factor activity, RNA polymerase II-specific; RNA polymerase II cis-regulatory region sequence-specific DNA binding; protein dimerization activity
Source: RefSeq, a predicted model, not a curated record